Messenger RNA from Chelonus insularis, 1003 nucleotides. RefSeq lists its product as uncharacterized. The transcript has a single exon. The coding region runs from base 1 to 954 and encodes 317 amino acids. The record is from RefSeq and is a predicted model, not a curated record. NCBI's taxonomy places the organism in Eukaryota, Metazoa, Arthropoda, Insecta, Hymenoptera, Braconidae.
AUGAAUUGUAUAGUAAAUUUCUAUGAAGAUCAAGUUCUUCAAAAUGAGUAUAGCACCGAUGAAUAUAAUAGAUUACUUUUUAAAAGGGAUAGCGAUAUUAAAAGCUUGUGUGGUUUAUUCUUUGAAAGUAUCCAUUACUUUUAUCACUACCAGGCUAAAAAAAAGUCAAAUAACAAUAGUUGCAAGAUAAAUAGGUCAAUGACAAAAUUAGAUUCAAUGAGAUUCAUGCAUCAGAUAACUUUAAUAUUGUACUGCGGGAACUGCAAAGAAAUGGUGACAGAUUAUUAUAAUGUGCGUAAAUUAAAUCAUUUUACUCAUUAUUUGAGAUAUACUGAUGGAGAGAAUUUGAACAAUUUGAAAAAAGUCUUUGAAAACUUGCGAUCAUCAUACGAAAUUAAUGGCUUAAAUAGAGGUAGCCUAAUUGUUUUCGAUCUUGAUAAUACUCUCAUUGAUGAUUCUCUAAGACCAUUAUCAAAAAAUUUAGAGUUUCAGUUGAGUGUCUUCAGAAAAUUAUUUGAUUAUGUUGUACUAUGGUCUCAUGGAACAUCUACGCAUGUCUCUAAUGCGUUGAAUUCACUAAAAUUACCUUAUCGAUUCUUCCACGUUAUUAUCACUCGAGCCGAUUGGCAAUCUUGUGGUGGAAACAAAGGAUUAGGUUUUGUAUUAAGCAUAUUAUACAACAAGUAUAAAGUUCGUGAAAUAACAUUUUCAUGUAUUGUGGAUGAUACGAAAGCAAAUUUUACGAAUGAUUAUAUGGUAUUUAUUCAUAUUCCCUCAAAUCAUCCUCACAACGAUUUGACAAAAUUCUACCAGCUUAUAUUAGAAAGAUUACGGAAUAUCAAGUUUCGAUAUGAAAUCAGCAGUACAACUUGGCUUCCAAUGCGAAUAGAUUUGUCAACGGUGAACGUUGAUUUGCAACGACAUCCACGAACAAUUCGAACGAUGGACAAUUAAUGCAAUAUGUUCGUGUUACCAAAGUAUUAUACUAUACAUGCUUCUUUUU